AAUCAGCCCAGCUGCUCCACAUCCCAGCCAUCAGAGAGCAGCCUACAUAAACCGCUGAGAGCCGGCGCCCGACGCUUGAACGUUGACUCCUGUGGCUCCCUCCUCCACAAACCCAGUGUCUCCCACGCCUCGCCGCCUCCCCGGGAUCCCUCCGCUCCUCCGUAAAGUUUCAUUAAACUCUGUUAUACUUUAUUACUGCCUCCGUUGACUUUGUCCUUGAGGGUCCCUGGUACAUUUGGUUCAACAGCUCUGGUCGAGCCUAACAGAACGUUCAAGCCAAAAUGAACCAAACCGGGUCCUCAGGGACAGAGGGACAGAAGAACCCUGAAUUACGAGAGCUUGUGUUUGGCCAGGCCACACAACUGUCCACUUUGCAUGAAGAAUUGAACAAAGCUUUUCCCACUGUUCAAUCCCAAAUUGCUGUGCUUGAGAAGACUUCACAAACUACUGUUGGUAAUGUGGCUGCUCUGUCUGGCCAAGUGAAUGACAUUUCUGGAGUCUUGCUCGGCAUACAGAAGACCCUGGAGGUCCUUACAGCACAUGUUUCAGCUGAAUCUAACUCUGCUUCAAGUUCUUCAAACCAGCCUGUUAACCCCGUCCUCCCCAGCACACAGCAGCCUCAGUCUGAGCCUGGCUUAGUCAGUCCUAGGCCAUUUAAUGGUGAUUUUGGUCAUUGCAGGGGCUUCCUGGCACAGUGUGAGUUACUUUUUACUCAUCAGCCAUCCAAAUAUACUUCUGAUGGUUCGAAGAUUGCUCUCAUCAUGUCCCUCCUGGUCGACGACGCUCUUAAUUGGGCUAUUGCAGCAGUAGAGAACAACCCUGUCUUUGCCACUAACUACUCUCAGUUUAAGAGUGAGUUUCAAGCUGUGUUUAACCACCCUACUGACGGACAAGAUGCUUCCAGCCGUUUGCUAGUUAUUCGCCAAGGGUCACGUUCUGUGGCUCAGUAUACUUUGGAGUUCCGGAUCCUUGCUGCUGAAAGCCAGUGGAACGACCACGCCCUUCUUAGUGUCUACCGCAAGGGGCUGAGUGAUUCUAUUAAAGAUCUUUUGGUCCGUGACAGCCCACAGACUCUUAAUGAGCUCAUAUCCCUGGCCCUUAAGAUGGGAACACGACUUCAGGAGCGCCAUGCGGACCGAGCCCAACGAAGCUCUCCUCCUCCUGGGUCCAGUCGCUCUGCUUCAGUGACCCGCACUUCACCAUCUCCUCGCUCCACUCCACAACCUCGACAGCUUAUGCUCCUCCCUGCUCCCUCUUCACCCGGGCCUGCCGAGCCCAUGGAGAUCGGCCGGACAUUUCACCCAGCUCGCCGGUAG
This is a messenger RNA of Entelurus aequoreus (snake pipefish), 1316 nucleotides long. RefSeq lists its product as uncharacterized. NCBI's taxonomy places the organism in Eukaryota, Metazoa, Chordata, Actinopteri, Syngnathiformes, Syngnathidae. The transcript is spliced from 3 exons. Bases 282 to 1316 code for a protein of 344 amino acids. The record is from RefSeq and is a predicted model, not a curated record.